Messenger RNA from Drosophila eugracilis, 1893 nucleotides. RefSeq lists its product as uncharacterized. The coding region runs from base 1 to 1893 and encodes 630 amino acids. The transcript has 2 exons. The record is from RefSeq and is a predicted model, not a curated record. NCBI's taxonomy places the organism in Eukaryota, Metazoa, Arthropoda, Insecta, Diptera, Drosophilidae.
AUGAAGAAGACUAUUCUAAACAUCAUACUGCUUUGUAUAGUUUUCUACGUAACACAGUAUUGCCAAAGGCCUAUAAAAAGUAACGAGAUUGUCCCGCCGCCUCUGGAUAUUAAAUCGCAUUCAAAAGUGCUAUCUGUGAACACAUCACAAUGCCAGAUGGCUGCCAUGGAACCCCUGUCGCCAAUUGCGGUCUACUAUAUGACAAAAAUGCCCAUAUAUUCGUGCUUUAUGAUCCAGCUAAUGGUUCCCGAAUCUGUUGGCCAACGGAAUUACUUAUACUUGACUGCUACUACGAAACAACUUUGGCAGAAGCUUGGAGUUCGGAGAUUAAGCGAAAUCUACUGCGCCUACAAUCGCUUCGAACGAAUAGAUGACUUUCGCAACAAGUACUUUGGCUACAAAUACUUUCGCUUUAGUCGCUGGAAUAAUAUAACCGAGGUUCAGCCGGGCAACAUAACGAUACGAGUCGUUUGCUGGUUGGACUUUGGUCAUAUAAUUUAUCAUGAUGUUCUGAUAUUCCUGCCAAAUUCAAAUAAAAGGAUACAAAAAUUUCCCACUUUAGAACCCGUGAAACGUCUUUCCGUUAUUAUCCUGGGUAUUGAUUCCAUUUCCCACAUGCACUAUCGUCGUUACUUUAGUCAAUUCAUGGACUAUAUAGACCGCCUGCCGCACGUCGAGAUGUGGGGCUACAACCGUGUUGGUCGAAACUCAUAUCCGAAUCUUAUGCCUCUGCUGAGUGGACAGAGUGUGGAUGAAGUGGAGUCCGAGAGAGGAUGCUUCGGGGCAAACAAAAAUAUAAGCUUCGAUCGGUGCAAGCUACUGUGGAAUGAUUUCAAGGCGGCUGGUUAUACUACAAUCUUGGGCGAAGACUCCCGCGUAGGUGGCACCUUUACUUACCUUAGGCCCGGCUUUGAGCGUAAACCCACCGAUUAUUAUCUGCGAAGCGUUAUGAACGAGAUCCACUUAAAGACACAAUAUUCAGCCAAAGGACCAAAACAUAUAACCUGCUCAGCCAACCGAGUAUAUCAUCAUGUUCUUCACAACUUCUUUUACCAGUUGUUGCCCCAAAUGCAGGCAAGUUGUUAUGAUAGGGGAUUCUUUGCCUUUUUCUGGCAGACGAUGGGCGUCCACGAUUACUUUCAGUACGGCGAAAAGACAGACCUCCAGUACUAUUUGAUUUUAAAAGCGUUGCAAAACAAAAAUAUUCUCAAUAGAACCUUGGUUGUCAUUUUGUCUGACCAUGGUCUGCGAUUUGGUCCAUUUGUGAAAACCUUUCAAGGCAUGAGAGAGGUUUCAUUGCCAAUGAUGGUGGCCAUAUAUCCGAAUUGGCUAAGUCAACAAUAUCCACUGGCAGUAGAAAAUCUUCAGGCCAACUCUCACCGUCUAAUGACCACAUACGAUAUUCACGAGACUCUAAAAGAUGUUCUGGACCUGGAAAACCUUAGCGACGAGCGGAUACGAAACCGAACCAUGCAACUAAAAAAUGAACACAAAAUCUCCUUAUUUCUGCCCAUUCCUGAGGAGCGAAGUUGUUUCUCUGCCCGCAUCCCGCUGCACUACUGCCAAUGCGAGGGUUUUAUCAAGAUACCUUGGAAUGUACGCUUUAUCCAGCGAAUUGCCACGUUCGCAGUGGAUAGGUUAAAUAGUUUACUAUUACCCUAUAAGCAGUGUCAUAAGCUGAAGCUGCUCAAAGUGGAGGAUGCCUACUUGCACAAUGUCAAUGAAUCGUUCACUGUACGCCUGGUGACCGAACCGGGAAAUGGUCACUUCGAUGCCACCGUCGCCAAAGACCAAAAAUCUUUGCUGGGUCCUAUCACAAGAACUGAUCAAUACCGACAUCAGGCAUAUUGCGCCCAAGACGAGCCAAUCGCUAUUUAUUGUUACUGUUCUUAG